AUGGAGGAGGAAAUCAGAAAUCGGACCGAAUCUGCGACAGACGGAAUAUCUAGAAAGCCAAUAGAAUUGGAUAUUUCGGACGAGUCAAGUCCAUUAUUGGUAUUCUCUUCGGCCGAUGUAUCAAAUGCCCUAGGACUUAAAAUUGAUACAAAACUAUAUAAUCGUCAUCAACGAGUUGGUCUUGCCUUGCAAGGAAUUUGUUCUGAUUAUGUUCCGACAGCGAUUGAGGCAUUCAACGCAUCUGAAUUUGAAGGACCGAUAGGGGUAAAUAUAAGUGCACUGGAGAGUGCUGGUGUAAAUUUGACAGAAUUAGCGGAAAAAUUGAGAAAUGACACAGAGGUGGAUGAUAUUCUCUCUAGAACAAAAGAUAUGGAUAAACAAGUUGGGGGCAGCUUCAUUCUUCCGAACCAAUAUGAUCCAUUCUCCCCUCCAAUUGUCUUUCAAGGAAGUGCUGUAGUAGUUCGAUUUGGGAUCUACAUAGAAUCUAUAUCAAAUUUCCAGACAAUUGCAUAUCCAUUGCCGACUGUUCGUUUCGAGUGGUUUUCUAAUAGAAAAAAUGCAAUUGAUAAGAAUCCGGAGGUUAGACUUCCAGAACUUUAUAUUGACAAUUACGAGCCUGCAAAGUGUAAUAGAUCUCGAAAAAGUGGAGAAUUUGCUUGUCUUCGUGCAAUUUUUAGGCUUAAGCGUGAUGUUGGUUUUCACAUCGCUCAAACAUACAUUCCAACUUCACUUGCUUUGAUGUUCUCCUGGGUAGGGGUUUGGUUACCAGAGGAAUUUAUGGAAGGGAGAAUUGGUGUUGCAAUUACUGUAUUAUUAACACUUUCUACUGAAUCGGCUGGAGCUCGCGAACAUUUGCCAAGUGUAUCAUAUUUAAAGGCAAUAGAUUUAUGGUUUGGAUUUGUGACCGGUUUUGUUUUCUUCACCCUUUUACAAACACUUUUUGUCAUCGGUUUUGAUAAACGAGCAAAUCAAUUGAGAAAAUGGGCUCAGAAGAAACGAAGAGGCACACUUGAAUUAAGCCGUGAAGCCCGAGAGGAUAUGUCAGAAAGAGCUGAUAAAUAUCACAAAAUAGGGCGUUAUCUAGACAAUUGUUGCCGUGUAUUUUAUCCGUUGAGUUUUGCUCUAUUUCUUAUUCUUUAUUAUUUUAUGCUGACUGAAGGACGUCAGGAUGAUUGUUUCACAACAAAUGAAUAG
Meloidogyne enterolobii is the source of this 1194-nucleotide messenger RNA. The record is from the annotation of a GenBank genome assembly. Lineage: Eukaryota; Metazoa; Nematoda; Chromadorea; Rhabditida; Meloidogynidae.